GACGGCUUGCGCAUCCGACUGGGGGCGCAGGUGAGACUUGUGGGGUUCGGCCCGGUUUAGGGUCUUCCUGCUGCGCGCGCCGCUCCCGGUGCCCCCAGGCCUCUGAGCCAGAGACCUCCCGGGCGGCCGAGCUCCCUUCCGCCACGCCUCCUGCGCUGUUUAUUUCCCCCAGGCCCGAGGCGCCACCCACCCAAGUACCGAGCGCCGCCGAGCCUUCUUGCCGGAUCGCCAUCUGUAAGUGCUGUCUCCAAGGCGCUCAGGGCCUCUGUGCCCUCACCGCCCAAGCUGGGCAGCUGUUGAGCCAGGGACCCAAGAGCCCGGCGCAAGGCACCUCGGUGGCAUCUGGGGACUCCGCGUUCUACGUCAAUCAGCAGCCAACAGGUUCCUCUGGCCUGGCCUUGAACAAGUCGGGCAGCUACCUCCCACCCAGAAGCCCAGCUCAGGGGGCCGUUGUUUGUGUGGGUCUGGAGUCAGCCCUCUCAGCUAGUUAGUUGCAGGGGUGUCUGGGUGGCAUGGUGGCUGCUGCUACUCCAGCCAUCAUAUCAAGGCCCGAAGGUGGCUCCACACCCCCUGCUGCACCCAGCACUUUCCCCACGGCUGGUGACAUGGGAAAGAGGGACCAGGGGCAUGAAGCUUUUCUCAGCUGUCAUGGCUGCCUGAAACAAGGUUGAGAUUCUGCCCUCCAGAAGCCAGGCUGACCCUCCCUAGCAGCCUGCCUCAGCUUCCCUUCCCCUGGCCGGCAGCAUGGAGCCCCAGGAGGGCCGCGUUCACUAUAGCAGGUGGGAAGACAGCAGCCAGGACGAAGUCAGUAUGGCCACCGUGUCAAGCACAGAGACCUCAUGCUGCAAAAAGGUCUCCAGGAAGCUGUGCACGGGCAAGCUGGGCAUCGCCAUGAAGGUGCUGGGUGGUGUGGCCCUCUUCUGGGUCAUCUUCAUCCUGGGCUAUGUCACUGGCUACUAUGUGCACAAGUGCAAAUAAAGGCUGUCCCGUUGAGAGACAUGGGGCUGAGAGAGACCCUGGGAUGUGCAGCCCCUCCCCUGACCCCAAGGCAGCCCCAGCACAAGGGGGCAGUGGUGGUGCCGGGCACAGGAAGAUGCCAGUGUGCAGCUGCUACAGUACCACCAAGAGUGUGCGGGCACAAAGGGACAGAGGCUCGUGCCAGGAUCCAGUACACAGGGACCUCACGGGACAAGACACACCCUGCAUGGUGUCCACACCGCUGGAGGCCCAGGCCCAUCUGGGCAGCAGCUGCAGGACAUCCCAGCUUGGCCCUGCGACCACAGCUCUUCUGCCUGGGUCCCAAGCCCUGGCCACACCAGGCACUGUCCUCCCAGCCAAGUGCCCAGACCACAGGCAGCCCCCUUCCCUCCAGGCUUUCCUGACUCAGAGCCUCGGAGGACACCCCUUACAUGGGUAGCCCUUGCCCAGCCUUUGCAAGGGGACCAAGACCCUGCCACACCACAUGCCUUCCUAGGCCCCCAACUGCCCCAUGAGGACCAAAUGCCAGUGCACAAUAAAGGUGCGGGAAGACUGGAUGGUGACCUCCACCUGCUGCCCUGGCUGUAUGGCCAGGUGUGACCGGUGCCACCUGUGAAGGCCUCCUAUCUGAGCACAGAAUGCCCAGCCUGGCUCCGGGCUGUGGAAUGUGCCCCUCCUGCUUGGGCCCUCUUGCAAGGAUGCAGAGGCCUGGGACACCGUGAGCUGCUUCCUCCUCACCUGACCCCAUGGACGGGCUCAGCAGACCUGAGGCCACUGCAGCUGCCUUAGGGACUUUGGACCUGGCUUCCAACCUGGCCUUCAUCUACUGCAAAGCCAUCUCAGCCCUGCUGGCCCUUGGCAGCAACACCCGGUCAGGAGCUGUUCUCCCUGAGGACACUGCUGACCCUGGGUGUAGGGAAGUAAACAGGAAGGGCCUGGCCAGGAUGUUUCCCCCUCCCCAGGGCCUGCUUAGGGUCCUGGAGCAGUGCAGGAGAGGCCAUCCAUCUGACCCUGCUGCAGGGCCUGCUGUGGGCUGGGCAGCAUUCUAGCUGCCCGAGUUGCUGCAGGGCCCUUGUAGAGAGGUGCGGAUACCCCCAACACACCAUCGGGAGCUGCAGGCUGGGCACCACUGGGGGGUCCAGUCUCGGCUUUCUGUUCCAGAGGCCCCAGGCAUCCCUCAGGGCGGGCCGUGUGCAGGCACAGACCAGAUGAGGCUGGGGCAGGGGGAGCAAGACAAGAGGGGAAGUGACCCAGGAGCUUCUGGCUGGCCCAGUACUCUGGGCUGAUGCUGGGGUCUCAUCUGGCCAGCCAUGCCCCAGGCCCACCCAGAAGCCUGAGAGGCACCCAGCAGGCUGGGGACCCACUGCCUGCAAACCAAAGCCCAGCCCCCCAAGGGCAACCCUGGGCUAGGUGGCUAUGGGACUGGGCAGGUUGGGGACAGUGUGGAUGGAGUCCUGCAGCAGCCACUGGGAUCCCCUCAGCCUGCCCAGCCAGCUUGAGGUACAGGGCUGAGCAAGUCCCUGGUGGGGGCUGGAUCUGGGUGGGGAGAGUGGAGGCAGCCCCAGGUCCUGUUUCCCCAUGCAUGGACAGCACCACAGCCACUGGGAAAGGAUCGCAGGCAGGGGCUGUUUCUUAUCAAAUGUUUCUUUAUUAGAGAGGAUGGGCAAAGGAAAAGAAAGAAUACGAGGCUUCUUUAAGUUAAAAUGUCCCCAAAUCUCACACAUACUAAGAGCACAGCAGGAGCCAGCACAGGACAGUGCUGUGCAGCAUCCCCGAGCCCAGACCUGGAGAGCAGGGAGGAGUCCUCUGCAGUGAGCCAUAGUGACAGGCAGGGCUACAGCAGAUGUCCGACCAGCUGAUGAGAACCCCCGAGAAGGGUAAGUCGCCUGCACCUGCUGGGCCACCAGGAGGGCUGGGCCUCAUCUCCUGGCCCCCAGUGGGAGUGGCAGGGCGCCUGGUGGGGCCCAGACCCAGGCUGGGGUGGCAGGAAGCUCUGGAAAGCCCAGCCAGCCAAAGGAGUGCCAGCCUCUCGGGCUGUGACAAAGCCUGUGGGUCAGCGGGGCUUUGCAGAUGCUCCAGAGUUGUCCACCUUGUAUGGAAACACAACUGUCCUUUUAGGCUGAAGACCCCCUGAACAGAAGACCGUGUCGCUGAAUUAAAAAGCCGGCUACUCUGUUUCCUCCCAGAGCCAGAUGUAA
Messenger RNA from Fukomys damarensis (Damara mole-rat), 3176 nucleotides. RefSeq names its product small integral membrane protein 1 (Vel blood group) (gene Smim1). NCBI's taxonomy places the organism in Eukaryota, Metazoa, Chordata, Mammalia, Rodentia, Bathyergidae. The record is from RefSeq and is a predicted model, not a curated record. The transcript is spliced from 3 exons. Bases 745 to 978 code for a protein of 77 amino acids.